Notolabrus celidotus (New Zealand spotty) is the source of this 1238-nucleotide messenger RNA. Its product is annotated as S-adenosylmethionine-dependent methyltransferase domain-containing protein. Gene Ontology annotation, molecular function: protein-lysine N-methyltransferase activity. NCBI's taxonomy places the organism in Eukaryota, Metazoa, Chordata, Actinopteri, Labriformes, Labridae. The transcript has 6 exons. The record is from RefSeq and is a predicted model, not a curated record. Bases 94 to 960 code for a protein of 288 amino acids. Gene Ontology annotation, cellular component: cytoplasm; cytosol. Gene Ontology annotation, biological process: peptidyl-lysine methylation.
GCCUUGCAGCGGCGCUCUGGACUAAUUGAAGAUGAUGGAGGGACAACUUACUGAGUCUAUCCAUCUUAAACUCAGAACAUUUGUGUUUCUCACAUGAGGAGGCUAGGAGAGGGGGAGAGAGAAAUAUCAGGGGAAAGGAGAGGGUUAAAAAGCGUGUUAAAGGUAAAAGAGUCCACAGUCGCUCCUGCCUUGUUUAGAGGUGUCACUGAGGAUGAUACAUCUGUGACCACAAGAACGCAGAGGAAAGACCUGCUGACAAAACCAGAGAGGAGGACUGAGGAGCUAGAGAAACAUACAGUGAUGGCAGGAGAGGCUAUGGACCGGAGGAACAUCUGGAAGCCAAAUUUUUACUACACUCUGGGGAAGGAGUCAUUUUGUUUUGCUGGUCAUGACAUCAGCAUCCGCGAGUCAGUGGAUACCUAUGGGGCUCUGAUCUGGCCUGGGGCGAUAGCAAUGUGCCAGUUUCUGGAGAAUAACCAGCAACAAGUGAACCUAAUGGACAAAGCAGUGCUGGAGAUAGGAGCUGGGACUGGUCUGCUCUCUAUAGUGGCCAGUCUGCUGGGCGCCUGGGUGACUGCCACAGACCUUCCUGACAUCUUGUCUAACCUGACCUUCAACCUCCUGCGAAACACCAAGGGUCGAUCUCGCUACACCCCUCGGGUGGCUGGGCUCACCUGGGGCCAGGACCUAGAGCGGGACUUUCCCCACACAUCCAACCAGUUUGACUACGUCCUGGCAGCCGAUGUGGUCUAUCCCCAUGACUGCCUAGAAGAACUGCUAGGAACCAUGCGUCACUUCUGCAGACCAGGAAGUCGUACGACGUUGCUGUGGGCCAACAAGAUCCGGUUCCAGUCAGACUUGAGGUUCAUAGAGGGCUUUCAGAGCAGCUUCAACACCUCCCUGCUCACUGAGCUCCCACAGGAGGAGGUAAGGAUCUACAAGGCAACGGCCAAGGAGUGACAGAAGAGAUCCUGAGAGGUUCUGUGUUUAAAUAAAAAAAGACAGAUUUAAUUUUUUAUCUGCUGAUUUAAAUUAGUAGUGAGAAAAUUCUUGUUUUGAAGCGUGUUUACACUACAUACGACUACAGCACUGUGUUAUCAAGGUAGCAGCAGAAACAAAGCUACUCAGAUUUCCAUUUUCAGAAGCCAAUUUAUUUGCCAGUAUGUUUUUUGUAAAGUUGUUGUUUUUAUCGCUUUUUCUUUACUUUUCAAACUUCUGCUUAACAAUUUUGUUUUCAA